This is a messenger RNA of Chenopodium quinoa (quinoa), 813 nucleotides long. RefSeq lists its product as uncharacterized. Gene Ontology annotation, molecular function: nucleic acid binding. The record is from RefSeq and is a predicted model, not a curated record. The transcript has a single exon. NCBI's taxonomy places the organism in Eukaryota, Viridiplantae, Streptophyta, Magnoliopsida, Caryophyllales, Amaranthaceae. Bases 1 to 813 code for a protein of 270 amino acids.
AUGUACAACACAAUCCAUUUAGACGAGAAAUGGUUCUACAUGACAAAAGGGACACAACGUUAUUACCUACUCCCAGGUGAAACACAGCCUUAUAGAACGUGUAAGAGCAAAAGAUUUGUCACAAAAGUCAUGUUCCUAUGUGCCGUUGCUAGGCCACGAUUUAAUGCAGAUGGAGAAUGCAUUUUUGAUGGGAAAAUAGGAAUGUUUCCGUUUGUCAGGUGGGUGCCAGCAAAAAGAAGAAGCAGAAAUAGGCCAGCAGGUACAUUAGAGCUCAAACCAGUUACCUCAGUCACAAAAGAAGCUUAUAGGAACAUGUUAAUCAGACAAGUGAUCCCAGCAAUCAUGCAAAAGUGGCCAGAUAACGAUCAAGGUCCAAUAUAUUUGCAACAAGACAAUGCAAGACCUCACAUAGAAGUACAAGACAGAGACUUCAUGGAAGCUGUGCAAAAUUCCAACAAAGACUUAAGGUUAGUAUUCCAACCUCCGAACAGCCCAUAUAUGAAUGUGUUAGACCUUGGAUUUUUUAGGGCGAUACAAUCCCUCAAGGAUCAAACAGCCCCAAAAAACACCAAGGAGCUGGUCAAGAAUGUUAAAAAUGCAUUUAGGGAGUAUUGUCCAACUAAAGGGAAUAGAGUGUUCCUUAGUCUCCAAUUGGUGUUAAUUCAAGUGAUGAGAGUAAAGGGGAGCAAUAAUUACUUGCAAAAACAUGUUGGAAAAGAAGCUUUAGAGAGACAAGGACUACUUCCUAUUGUUUUCUCUCCAUCUCCAAGUCUUGUUGAAGAAUGUUUGGCAUACGUUGAAGCAAUGCAGUAG